This is a messenger RNA of Trypanosoma conorhini, 621 nucleotides long. RefSeq names its product RAB-interacting protein. The record is from RefSeq and is a predicted model, not a curated record. The transcript has a single exon. Gene Ontology annotation, cellular component: Golgi apparatus. Lineage: Eukaryota; Euglenozoa; Kinetoplastea; Trypanosomatida; Trypanosomatidae. Bases 1 to 621 code for a protein of 206 amino acids.
AUGAUGGCAAGUGCUCCUCCGCGGAGAACUGACAUGGCGUUUGUGGACGGCGCCGCAGACACCACCGAGGUGGGGAUAGCGGAGACUGCCGCCGCCGCACCUCCCUCUACCUUCGUAGGCAAGGUGCGGCACUACUACGCACAUGCACUGGACGGAGCACGCCGGCGACUCGCCAUGGUGCGUCCAUGGAAGGACUUCUUCGACCGACAGAGCUUUUCGCCUCCGUCGGGCCUCAAUGAUUCCCUCAGUCGCCUCAACCGCAACAUCAAUCACUACUACCACAACUACAUCAUCAUGUCACUCUUGUGUUCUUCGUAUGUGUUGCUUCUGAAUCCAACUUUUUCCUUGUGUUUUUUGCUUACUGCGGCGAUGUGUUGGUUUGUAAGUGCAAAGCGGGUGGAGGCGGCGGAAACGAACAGCAAUCACUUCACCGUGUCGAACCACAGGAUUACUUUCUCGCAGGCGUAUCUGUUUAUUAUACUGUUUGCUGGUCUUUCCUUUUUCCUCACGAAUGGUAGUUCGGUGGUGUUCUGGCUGGCUCUGUCGUCCGUAGGCGUUGUUGCGGCACACGCGGUGACGCGCAAGCCCUCGGUGGAGGAGCAACCGUUUUCAUUUGUGUAG